GAGCACCUUCUGCAUUUCCUCAUCGAGGGGCUGGCGUGCAGGCGGCAGAGCUGAAGCUGGUCACGAUGCAGGUGCUUCUCCCGUGCAGCCGGCUGGUCCUGGCUCUCGCCCUCCUGGUUUUGGAUUCUUCUGUUCAAGGUUUACCUGUGCGGAGAGCCAGGUACCAGAGGGUCCGCUGUAAUCCCGACAGUACUUCUGCAAACUGCAUUGAUGAAAAGGGACCAAUGUUCGACCUGCUUCCAGGAGAAUCCAACAGAAUCCUCUCUCCAAGGACUGACCCUUUCUCAAUGACGAGAUUCCAGGACUUGAACGAUGUCUUCCCUCUUUCUGAGGACUAUUCUGGAUUAGGCUCUGACUUUGACUCCAUAUCUGGAAGUGGGUCUGGAGGUGGCUUCCUGAACGGAAUGGAGAGUGAAUAUCAGCCAGUGGACACAGACGAUGCUUUUUAUUACAACUUUAAGCCCGAGCAUGCCGACGACCAGGACUUGGGUCAAGAUGGACCAGAAGGGAAUUUUAUUAUGUAAAAGAGAGGGUCUCCCACCCCAACACCAGGCCGUGCAUUCAGUGUAUUUUGCAUACUAUAGUUAAGUGAUUAAUUUUGGGACAAAAAGCUUUAUAGAAAUUUAAAACAUCUGAAAAAGAAGUUUAAGUUUUAUCACCUUUCCCCCCAUGAAUUAUUAAAGACUCCUUUACCUGUA
Miniopterus natalensis is the source of this 698-nucleotide messenger RNA. It is a transcript of the gene SRGN, whose product is annotated as serglycin. Gene Ontology annotation, biological process: negative regulation of bone mineralization; secretory granule organization. Lineage: Eukaryota; Metazoa; Chordata; Mammalia; Chiroptera; Miniopteridae. The record is from RefSeq and is a predicted model, not a curated record. Gene Ontology annotation, cellular component: secretory granule.